Messenger RNA from Diabrotica virgifera virgifera (western corn rootworm), 2154 nucleotides. RefSeq names its product ionotropic receptor 40a (gene Ir40a). The transcript has 15 exons. Gene Ontology annotation, molecular function: glutamate-gated receptor activity. NCBI's taxonomy places the organism in Eukaryota, Metazoa, Arthropoda, Insecta, Coleoptera, Chrysomelidae. Bases 165 to 2081 code for a protein of 638 amino acids. Gene Ontology annotation, cellular component: membrane. The record is from RefSeq and is a predicted model, not a curated record.
UCAAAGAAAUUAAAAAUAAUUACGGUGGAGACUUGAUAACUGCACUGUAUGAGUUUAUUAGUGGAUUUCCAUUACAACACAUCACAAUAGGAUUUGACUAUUCAAUCAAUGAAAGAUUUAUCGAACAUCUGUUAAGAGUCUUGCAUGACGGAAAAAUUGUGGCAAUGACUUUCAAUUUCUCAAAUCCCGAUAUAGUUGAAAAGUAUUUUUCUUACCUCUCACAUCAAACUGAAAAUUUCUACGAGUCUUCAACCCUUUUUUUAGGUCGCCAUCGUAUAUACGAAUAUUUAUUAAUAGAAAUAUAUGAACGCAAUUUAAUAAGAAGAAAUACCAUUUUUAUCUUUUAUUGGGGGAAACCACCAUUUACAAGAUAUUUUACCAGAAAUAUUCCUUAUUCAAUAAAAGCAUAUGCGAUUACGAAUCCAAGAAAUAAUACUUAUCGCUUGUACUAUAGUCAAGCUACAUCACACAAACAGCAUCACUUAGAAAUGGUAAACUGGUGGAAUCAAGAUAUGGGCAUUUUUCAUCAUCCCACUUUACCUAUUACAAAGUCUGUAUUUAAAGAUUUUAAAGGACGUGUUCUACGGGUUCCCGUUCUUCACAAACCACCAUGGCACUUCGUUCGUUAUACACCUACAGACACUAAUAACCAAUCUGCCGAAUCGACUAUUCAAGUUUUAGGCGGUAGAGAUGAUCGAAUUUUAAAAUUGUUAUCAAAAAAAUUGAAUUUUAGAUUUGACUACUUUGAUCCUCCAGAACGAAUUGAGGGAACAUCCAAUAUUGAGACAGGUUACUUUAGUGGAGUAAUAGGACAGAUUUUACGAAAGGAAGCAGAUUUAUUUAUUGGCGAUGUUGGACUGACCUAUGAGAGAUUUAAACAUGUAGAAUUUUCAUUUAUAACAUUGGCUGAUAGUGGAGCUUUUGUUACGCAUGCUCCAAGUCAACUUAAUGAGGCAUUAGCUCUUUUAAGACCUUUUCAAUGGCAGGUUUGGCCAGCUAUUGGUGUCACAAUAAUUGCUGUUGGUCCCGUAUUAUUCUUACUUAUAGCUUUACCCAAUUUAUGGCAACCAAAAUUUAAAGUUCGGUCCUACUCCAGAUUAUUUUUUGAUUGCACGUGGUUUACAGUAACCAUUUUAUUAAAACAGACUGGACGAGAACCAAAAUCAAACAACAAAACUAGAUUCUUUAUCAUCCUGUUAUCUUUUUCAGCUACUUAUGUAAUUAGCGAUAUGUAUUCAGCUAAUUUAACUUCUUUAUUAGCUAGACCUGGAAGAGAAAAAGCUAUUCACAAUCUGUAUCAAUUAGAACACGCGAUGACGUCUAGAGGCUACAAACUGUACGUAGAAAAACAUAGUUCAUCCCAUGGAUUUUUGGAGAAUGGUACUGGCAUAUAUUCUAGAUUGUACAAUUUGAUGAUUCUAAGACAAGGAAACAACGAUAUUUUAGUAGAUUCUGUGGAAAUGGGAGUGAAGAUGGUACGAGAUUCGAGAAAUGUAGCAGUGAUGGGGGGAAGAGAAACAUUGUUUUUCGAUAUUCAACGAUUUGGUCCUGUUAAUUUUCAUCUGAGUGAGAAACUAAAUACAGCAUACUCUGCUAUUGCGUUACAAUUGGGAUGUCCUUUUGUAGAAGAAAUCAAUAAAAUACUAAGGGCAAUAUUUGAAGCUGGAAUUAUAACAAAAAUGACUGAAAACGAAUAUGAGAAAUUAGGAAAAGAAAAGUCGUUGUCGUCAUAUGAAAUUGCCGAAAAUGUUGCCAAAGACACCAACAAAGAUUUAAAAAGGCAAUCUAAGGCCGAGGAGGAACACGAUAAAUUAAAACCAAUUAGUCUAAAGAUGUUGCAAGGCAAUUUUUAUCUUCUAUGUUUUGGAAACGUUUUUUCCGGAUUAGUUUUAGUUGGGGAAAUAUUGUUUUAUAAAAGAAGACUUAAAAAUAAAUCAAAAAGAAAAAAACGAUCAUUUAUUAUAAGUAAAUGGAAGAAAAUUAUUACAUUUAAAAUUAGAAAAUAUCGACUGGUUUUACGAAGAUUUUACAUGAAUGCCAUGCACGACGCAUUUGUUUCUACCCUAGAAUAUGUGGAAUAACAAGAAAAUAACCAAAAAUGUUAAAACACUGAUGUAAUUGAAAAUUUUGAUUAAUAAAAUAGAUGAAGGUGUA